GUUUCCUUUCAGUUCUCUUAAUUUGGCCUCGUUGUACCUUCUCUGUGCCUCAGUCACGUUUACGAUUGUAAAGUUUUCAAAAUGACACCAUUACAGUUCAAAGACGCGUUUUGGUAUUUCACAGACGUCGCAGAGAUUUUAGGUAGAAUGACAGCCUCAAAGUUGCAAUGAGUGAAUAGUGACUGAGGCAAACAUUCCACCUAACAUCUGGUUUUAUUUUCCACUGAAGAAAAAAGUCAUACACUUUGGAACAACAUGAGGGCAAACGGAUGAAGAUGCAGAUUGCUCGGCGGUCUCCUUUGGAUCCGUUAGAGUGUUCGGUUGAACACAGAGUAAUCUCAACUCGCCCAGCGAGAUGGAGAUUGUAUGGCCACAGUUUCAAGUCGGACGUUACGUCCUUGUGCCACGAGGUUGCACCGGAGAGCAGCGAAGAGCUGCGUCCACACGCUGCAAACAAAGACGCUGGAAGCAACUCACAAAAGCAUUUCAGAGGGCCCAGAAUUCACCAGUGACAUCGGCUAUGAGACUCUUAUCCAGAGGCUAUGUGAAGGCAGACGAACUUGCAAAGACAUGGAGGAGCUCUUAAAAAUGAGGGCAAUGGCAGAGGAAAGGUACGGCAAGGAACUGAUUACUAUAGCACGCAAGGCAGGAGGUCAAAGUGAAAUUGGCACUUUGAAAGCAUCAUUUGACCAACUAAAAUCUCAAAUGGAGAACAUUGGAAAUUUGCACAUACAGCUCUCUGGAAUGUUACGAGAAGAGGUAAAACGUAUGGAGCAGUUCAGAGAGCGGCAGAAGGAGCAGCGGAAAAAGUUUGAGGGAGUCAUGGAAAAGUUUCAAAAGAUCAAGGUGUCAUUAUAUAAGAAAACCAUGGAGUCUAAAAGGACGUAUGAACAGAGGUGUAGAGAGGCUGAUGAAGCUGAGCUGGCUGCUGAGAAGCUCAACAAUACACCCACUGUCACCCCCAAACAAUCUGAAAAGACACAAAACAAAGCAAAGCAGUGCAGGGAAGCAGCCACAGAUGCUGAGAAGCAGUACAUGUCAAACAUAGAACAACUGGAAAAGAUUCGUCAGGAAUGGGAGACCACGCACGAGUGCACAUGUGAGGUCUUCCAGCAACAGGAAAAUGAUAGAAUUAACAUUCUGAGAAAUGCUAUUUGGGUCCACUGUAACCACUUCUCCAUGCAAUGCGUAAAAGAUGAUGAGUGUUUUGAGGAAGUGAGGACAGUUCUAGAAAUGUGUGACAUCACAGCAGACAUCAACAGUUUCAUCCAGAUGAAAAGCACUGGCACAACUCCCUCAGCACCCAUUGUGUUUGAGAACUACUAUGACAAAGAAACCACGAUGGACAGCAAUGGCGUCGUUCGCUUUGGAGGUGUGAUAAAGAAGUUUUCAAAUCUUCUGCAAGGCAAUUGUGCAGUUGGCUCUAAAAAUAAUAUUCAUGAAUGUACUCAGCCAUCAGCACUCUCAUCUGCUGACAACGCAGAUGGGGUAUAUGCGUCCAUUCCUGGAUUUCAGCAAGAAACACCAAACAAUGCAGCCUUUCACAGUGAGAAAUACCAGGCUCAGUAUGACUAUGUAGCUCAGUGCACUGGUGAGCUCUCCAUCUCUGUGGGGGAGGUGUUGCUCGUGGUGGAACAGGGAGAAGACGGCUGGUGGAUGGUGGAGAGGAAUGGUCAGACUGGGCUGGUUCCAGGCUCCUACUUGGCCAAGAUAUGAAUCAAGAGUAGUAAAGUACUAGAGCGCACUGGAAAGUCUCCCCCUGUCCUUAAAUGGUAUUUAAUAACCGAGUUAUUAAGGGCACUUCUUAUAAAAUAUCUCUGAAAAUCUGUAUUGAUCAUGGAAUCUGAUGUUAGAUCAGCUCUCCUACAGGUUCAGCUGUAAUCAACAACUGGUGAUUAUGGGUGAACAUUCUUAAUGUUGAGAUUUAUAUUUAUUGUUUUAUUAGAUUAUUUAUUGUAAAUAAAAAAACAUCAGAAUGUACAGCAAACGAUGACCACUAUGAACUUGCCAUGAUUUCAGUUUGAUUUCAGUUCACAGAGAAGACUGAAUGUGUCAAUGCAUAGUUUGAAUAGAGAUUUUUGUGUACAAAUAUCUUUACAGAAUUUUAGGCUUGGUCUCUACAACCCCUGGCAAAAAUUAUGGUAUCGCCACACUUGGAGGAUGUUCACCCAGCUUUUUUACUUUGUAGCAAAUAAACAAAUCACAGAUAUGACACAAAAAAAUUUUGUUUAAUAGCUAAACAUUCUAGCUUCAUGAAACAUCCCUCAAACAAAUUAAAUUGCAUUAUUUUAAUUAAUGUUAUAUUUUUUUCCAGAUCAAGUAGAGGAAAAAAUUAUGGAAUCACUUAAUGUUGAGGAAAAAAUGAGGGAAUCACAAUUAGUACUUUGUUGCUCCUCCUCUGGCUUUUAAGAUCAGCUUUGCAGGAUGGAGCCUUAUCAUGGACCAAUUUUUUCAAUUUCCACCAUAAAUUUUCAAUCGGAUUGAGAUCUGGACUGUUUGCUGGCCAUGUCAUUGAGUUAAUAUGCCUUUCCUAGAGAAAAGCUUUUACACUCUUUGCUCUGUGGCAAGAUGCAUUAUCAUCCUGAAAAAUGACUAAACCUAUUUUCUAUCGAUGGAAUGAGAAAAGUGUCCAAAAUUUCAAUGUACAUCUGUGCAUUGACUGUUGAGGUAAUGAUUGCCAUCUCCCCUGGUCCUUUACCUGACAAGCAACCCCAUAUCAUAAAUGACUGAGUAAAUGUGAUUGUUUUCUUCAGGCACUCAUCUUUAUAUAUUUCUUUGAACAGCACCAAACAAAAGUUCCAGCAUCAUCACCUUGGCCGAUGCAGAUUCACGAUUAAUCACUGAAUAUCACUUUCAUCCAAUCAUCCACACUCCAUGAUUGCUUCUCUUUAGCCCACUGUAGCCUUGUUUUCUUCUGUUUAGUUGUUAGUGCUGGUUUUCAUUUGGCUUUUCUAUAAGUAAAUCCCAUUUCAUUCAGCCGAUUUCUUACAGUUCUGUCAAAAACAUUGACACUGUUUCCACCCAUUUGUUUUUCAUUUGUUUUGUGCAUUUUCUAUUUUCAAGGUAUAUUGCUUUGAGUUUUCUAUCCUGACACUUUGACGUCUUCCUUGGUCUACCUGUAUGUUUUCCUUUUAUAACCUUGACAUUUUGUUUAUACUUGCACCAAAUUUUAGACACAGCUGACUGGGAACAACCAACUUCUUUUGCCACACUUCAUGUUGGAUUUCCUUUUUGAAGGAGUUUUAUUAUCAUUCCAUUGUUUCAAUUGACAACUCUCUUGUUCGGGCCAUGUUUUCUCUAAAUUAGUCCAACAGCUCGUUAAGGACUGUAUGCACUCUCUUUUAACUGCAGACUAAUUUGUAUUUUUAGACUUAUGCCUGUAUUUGUUUUAGAAAUGCAAAUUACAAGGUGAUUCCAUAAUUUUUUCCUAAACAUUGAGUGAUUCCCUAAUAUUUUCCUCUACUUGAUCUGGAACAAAAUAUGCCAUUAAUUAAUGUAAUGUAAUUUGUUUGAGGGAUGUUUCACGAAGCCAGAAUGUUCAGCUAUUUAAAAAAAAAAAAAAAAAAAAAACAAUUGCCGUCAUAUCUGUGAUUUGUUUAUUUGCUACGAAGUAAAAAAUCUGGGCGAACAUCCUCUAAGUGUGGUGAAAAGUACAAAAGUAACAUUGGAUUGGACUUCAUGGUCAUCUAACAUUUUAUUAAAGGUUAUAUCAUCCAUAUAUUCAGAGCUCUGAGUUCUUCAUCACUUGGGUGGCAGGAUAUAAUAAAGUUGUGUAAUUAUGA
This is a messenger RNA of Myxocyprinus asiaticus (Chinese sucker), 3782 nucleotides long. RefSeq names its product proline-serine-threonine phosphatase-interacting protein 1-like. Gene Ontology annotation, biological process: actin filament polymerization. Gene Ontology annotation, molecular function: actin filament binding. Bases 367 to 1716 code for a protein of 449 amino acids. The transcript has 18 exons. Gene Ontology annotation, cellular component: actin filament; plasma membrane; cytoplasm. NCBI's taxonomy places the organism in Eukaryota, Metazoa, Chordata, Actinopteri, Cypriniformes, Catostomidae. The record is from RefSeq and is a predicted model, not a curated record.